GACCUCACAGCCAGAUCGGCCUGACCGCUGCUCUACUCCACCGAAAGCCCACCUUGGCCAGCUCACCCCAGCUCUGAGACACCCUAACCCAGCCUUUAAGGAUCUGCCCUGUGGUGGCUACGGCUCCUGAGAUCACUAGAACCGGCUGAUGGGAAAGUCGGAGAGCCCAGUGGGGAUGGUGGAGAAAGCAGACCGGUCUGGAAAGAAGCUGUCAGGCUUCCUGGAGGGGGGGCUGCUGCUGCUGCUGCUCCUGCUGCUGGGAGCCCUAAUGGCCCUGGGUGUCCUCUACAGCAGAGGGAAGCAGCUGCCCCUCUUAACUAGCCGACUACGCUUCUCCCAGGAAGAGAGGACGAUUGUAAAACGAGCCAUCAAAGAGUCAUCGCGUAAAAGUGACGUCUGUACCACCCCUGGCUGCGUGAUGGCAGCUGCCAGAAUCCUGCAGAACAUGGACUCAUCACAUAAGCCCUGUGACAACUUCUACCAGUAUGCUUGUGGAGGCUGGCUGCGGCGUCAUGUGAUCCCUGAGACCAACUCUCGAUACAGUGUCUUUGACAUUCUCCGGGAUGAGCUGGAGGUUAUCCUCAAAGGGGUGUUGGAGGAAUCCACUGUCAAGGACCGGCCGGCCGUGCAGAAGGCUAAGACACUGUACCGCUCCUGCAUGAAUGAAAGUGUGAUAGAGAAGAGAGACUCUCAGCCCCUGCUGAACAUCUUAGAUAUGAUAGGAGGCUGGCCUGUGGCCAUGGACAAGUGGACUGAGACUAUUGGCCCCAAGUGGGAGCUGGAACGGCAGCUGGCUGUGUUGAACUCGCAGUUCAACAGGCGCGUGCUCAUCGACCUCUUCAUCUGGAAUGACGACCAGAACUCCAGCCGGCAUGUCAUCUAUAUAGACCAGCCCACCUUGGGCAUGCCAUCCCGGGAGUACUAUUUCAACAACGGCAAUAACCGCAAGAGUGCUCCAUGGUGGCCAAGGUGGCCAAAGCCUCCCAGCUCCAUCCAUCGUCCUUUGGCCCAGGUGCGGGAAGCCUACCUGCAGUUCAUGACGUCUGUGGCCACCAUGCUGAGGAAAGACCUGAACCUACCCAAGGACAACAGCCUGGUGGAGAAGGAGAUGACUUUGGUGCUGGAGCUGGAGGCGCAUCUGGCCAACGCCACAGUCCCUCAGGAGGACAGGCAUGACGUCACCGCCCUGUACCACAGGAUGGACCUGGCAGAGCUGCAGGACAGGUUUAGUCUGAAGGGGUUUAACUGGACCCUCUUCAUACAAAGUGUGCUGUCCUCUGUCCAAGUCAAUCUGUUACCAGAUGAGGAGGUGGUGGUCUAUGGCAUCCCCUACCUGCAGAACCUUGAGGAUAUCAUUGACAUCUACUCAGCACGGACCAUACAGAACUACCUGGUCUGGCGCCUGGUGUUAGAUCGCAUCAGCAGCCUGAGCCGGAGAUUCAAAGAUGCACGGGUGAACUACCGCAAGGCGCUGUACGGCACAACCGUGGAGGAGGUGCGCUGGCGGGAGUGUGUCAGCUAUGUCAACAGCAACAUGGAGAGCGCCGUGGGCUCCCUCUACAUCAAGGAGGCCUUCUCCAAGGACAGCAAGGAAAUGGUCAAAGAGCUGAUUGACAAGGUAAGAUCCGUGUUUGUGGAUACCCUGGAUGAGCUGAACUGGAUGGAUGACGAAUCUAAGAAGAAGGCCCAGGACAAGGCCAUGAACAUCCGGGAACAGAUCGGCUACCCUGACUACAUCUUGGAAGAGCACAAUAGGCACCUGGAUGAGGAAUACUCCGCUCUGACAUUCUCAGAGGAUCUGUAUUUCGAGAAUGGGCUCCAGAACCUCAAAGCCAGCGCCCAGAGGAGCCUCAAGAAGCUUCGGGAAAGGGUGGACCAGAACCUCUGGAUCAUCGGGGCUGCAGUGGUCAAUGCCUUCUACUCCCCAAACAGAAACCAGAUCGUGUUUCCUGCCGGUAUUCUCCAGCCACCCUUCUUCAGCAAGAACCAGCCACAGGCUCUGAACUUUGGGGGCAUCGGGAUGGUGAUCGGGCACGAGAUCACACACGGCUUUGAUGACAAUGGCCGGAACUUUGACAAGAACGGCAACAUGCUGGACUGGUGGAGUAACUUCUCGGCCCAGCACUUCCGAGAGCAGUCGGAGUGCAUGAUCUAUCAGUACGGCAACUUUUCUUGGGACCUGGCCGACGACCAGAAUGUGAACGGAUUCAGCACCCUAGGGGAGAACAUCGCCGACAACGGUGGGGUGCGGCAGGCGUACAAGGCUUACCUACAGUGGCUGGCUGAAGGCGGCAAGGACCAGCGACUGCCGGGACUGAACCUGACAUAUGCCCAGCUAUUCUUCAUCAACUACGCCCAGGUGUGGUGUGGCUCCUACAGACCUGAGUUCGCCGUCCAGUCCAUCAAGACUGACGUCCACAGCCCUCUUAAGUACAGGGUACUGGGCUCGCUACAGAACCUGGCCGCCUUCUCCGAGGCGUUCCGCUGCCCCAGGGGCAGCCCCAUGCACCCCAAGAGGCGAUGUCGCAUCUGGUAGCCAAGGCUGAGCUAUGCUGCGGCCCACCCGCCACCCAGAGGCUUCGCGAAAGGUGCCUGUUGGCGGAGAUGUGCAAGUCCUUGCCUGAAGGCCACCCGAGGCACCAGCCAGCCUUCCGCACCUGGCCUAGAGUGCAGCCGCCCGCCCGCCUGCCCGCCUGCCCGCCCGCCCGCCCGCCCGCCUGCCCACACCUGGGAUGAGUGGUGCCUGGUCCCGUGCCCCUUCAGGCCAGUGAGGGUCAGCAGCCCUGUAGGAGCUGUCAGCUGUCUUCCACCCUUGUCCAUAGUGCGUGGCUAAAUGUCCUCGAGCUUCAGACUUGAGCUAAGUAAACGCUUCAGAGAA
Molecule: messenger RNA, 2878 nt
Organism: Mesocricetus auratus (golden hamster)
Lineage: Eukaryota; Metazoa; Chordata; Mammalia; Rodentia; Cricetidae
Gene: Mmel1
Product: membrane metalloendopeptidase like 1
Exons: 24
Coding region: 149-2536 (795 amino acids)
Biological process (GO): protein processing
Cellular component (GO): plasma membrane
Molecular function (GO): metalloendopeptidase activity
Source: RefSeq, a predicted model, not a curated record